Laetiporus sulphureus 93-53 is the source of this 369-nucleotide messenger RNA. RefSeq lists its product as uncharacterized. NCBI's taxonomy places the organism in Eukaryota, Fungi, Basidiomycota, Agaricomycetes, Polyporales, Laetiporaceae. Bases 1 to 369 code for a protein of 122 amino acids. The transcript is spliced from 2 exons. The record is from RefSeq and is a predicted model, not a curated record.
AUGUGCAUCGUUCACGAAUCACGAUCACAUGACUCCGUGUCAUCGCGCGACCUCGAUCUAGUCAGUUUGGCAGAACUUGACCUCCUUGGACAUACUCCCAAGGGUUCCGCAAACCGCGAGAUCUUCUUCACCGGACCAUGCGGUGGAGGCUUGCAACGGCAAGAAGAAAAUGUCGUCAUGCACGACUUGAAGCUCAAGUUAUGUCGCGAUCAACUCGCGACUGCUCACGAUGCUUUCAGAGCCCUCAUUAAUUUAUCCGACUACUCCUUGACUAUCGGGACACUCUCUGGCUCCGAUUACAUAAGUUUUCUCGUCUCGUACAUCCUCGUCCGUAUGCAGCUCCAGCACUGGCAUCCACAUCCACUAUGA